CCUCUCGUGUUCCUCUGCUGCACCCUAGUUUAAUCCAGCGAAUAACGGUUUUCGUCACUCAGCUAACCUUCCAGUUCUUUCUUUUGUGUUACUCUGAACUCUUCUUAACCUUCCGCGCUAUCUCUUUCCUCAUAUUUCAUACUAUCUUUGGCCCCUCACUUUUGUUCUCAGAGCGUAUAUCUUACGGAUGAAGGAAAAAAGGAGCUGUUUGAAGAAAAGUCUUAAGAAAAAGCGAAAAUAAGAGAAGGGCAGGUGAAAGCAAGCUGAAUCGAAUUUUCAAAAUAUGUUUUGAAAAUAAGAAGUGGUUUGACUCCUGAUUACAUUUUGAAGACAGAGCUUACAGCACCUGUUGCUACAUUAGAUUUAGUUGACCUCCUAACUUCACAAUGUCUGAAAUAGGAUUCAGCAAUCUCACUUGGGAUCAAGUUAAAAUACUUGAUAAAGUGUUAGAUGAAGUAAUUCCAAUUCAUGGAAAGGGGAAUUUCCCCACAUUGGAGGUAAAACCAAAAUAUAUAAUACGUGUUGUAAAAGAUCAACUGAUAGAAAAAGGAAUUGUUGUUAAAGAUACCCGGUUGAAUGGUUCCACAGCAAGUUACAUACUUGCAAGCCACAAAGGAAUCAGCUAUAAGGAUCUGGAUGUUAUUUUUGGUAUUGAACUGUCAAGUGAGGAAGAAUUUCAUGUUGUUAAAGAUGCAGUUCUAGGUUGUCUACUGGACUUUUUACCAAAAGGUGUAAAAAAGGACAAGAUCACCCUAAAGAUCAUGAAAGAUGCUUAUGUUCAGAAGAUGGUCAAAAUUUGCAAUAAGCAUGAUCGCUGGAGUCUCAUCUCUCUUUCAAAUAACACUGGGAAGAAUGUCGAGCUAAAAUUUGUGAAUUCGCUCAGACGACAAUUUGAAUUUAGUGUUGAUUCCUUUCAAAUUCUUUUGGAUCCUAUGUUAGACUUCUACAGUGACAAAAAUGCUAAGCUCACCCAAGAAUCCUAUCCUGUUGUGGUCGCUGAAAGCAUGUAUGGCAACUUCCAAGAAGCAAUGACCCAUUUGCAACACAAGCUUAUAUCUACCAGAAAACCUGAAGAGAUUAGAGGUGGUGGCCUUCUGAAGUACAUCAACUUGCUGGUUCGUGACUUUAAGCCAGCUCUUGAGGCAGAAAUCAAGAUCCUGGAACGUUAUAUGUGUUCUAGAUUCUUCAUUGAUUUUCCUGAUGUAGCAGAACAACAAAAGAAGAUUGACUCAUACCUCUGCAACCAUUUCAUAGGCGAAGAAAAGAGCAAAUAUGAGUACCUUAUGACCUUGCGUCGAGUUGUGGAUGAAAGCACAGUUUGCCUCAUGCAUAAUGAAAGAAGAGAGACUCUCAACAUGAUCACUUUUAUGGCUUUAAAAGUACUUGGAGAACAGAAUGUCCUACCCAGUACAGACAGUGUAACUUGCUUUUAUCAGCCUGCUCCAUACUAUACUUUUCAGGGAGGGUACCCUUAUUAUGUAACAUCUGGACCACCACCUAUUUUCUUUCAGCCAUACCACCCACUGCACUUUUAUAUGCCAAAUGGUAUGGUUUAAAAAACACACACACAACAGAAACUUUGCUUUAAUUGAACACCUCUUAAAAGCAAGUUUCCAAAUU
Messenger RNA from Hipposideros armiger (great roundleaf bat), 1620 nucleotides. It is a transcript of the gene TENT5D, whose product is annotated as terminal nucleotidyltransferase 5D. The transcript is spliced from 4 exons. Gene Ontology annotation, molecular function: poly(A) RNA polymerase activity; RNA binding. Bases 387 to 1556 code for a protein of 389 amino acids. The record is from RefSeq and is a predicted model, not a curated record. Lineage: Eukaryota; Metazoa; Chordata; Mammalia; Chiroptera; Hipposideridae. Gene Ontology annotation, biological process: mRNA stabilization.